Mytilus californianus (California mussel) is the source of this 665-nucleotide messenger RNA. RefSeq lists its product as uncharacterized. The transcript has 3 exons. The record is from RefSeq and is a predicted model, not a curated record. The coding region runs from base 36 to 536 and encodes 166 amino acids. Gene Ontology annotation, molecular function: protein dimerization activity. NCBI's taxonomy places the organism in Eukaryota, Metazoa, Mollusca, Bivalvia, Mytilida, Mytilidae.
GGAAGCAUAUAGCGGAACGUCAAAGAAGAGCUCGGAUGAACCAUUUACUGGAACAAUUAGAAAUUCUUAUUUCUCCAGGAGAUAACGAUGGAUCUCCAGUAAAACUUGAGAAAGCCGAGGUCUUGGAGAGAACUGUAGAUUACAUAAAACGAUUGAAAACUGGAUCUGUAGACACUACUUCAACUUAUGUGUUUGGAUACAUGAAAUGUCUGGAUACUAUUGGCCGAUAUCUGGAUGAUGCACAUAUACCACAGUCAGUACUAUGCAAUAUCCAAUCGUACCUGCUAUCAAAUGUAAACACAAGAAACCAUUCAUCUCCCGAAACAAACAAUGAUGAAUUUUUAUAUGGUUCGAAUCAACAAACUCGGGAUGAAAAACACCAGAUGCACGAGGGAAUUGAUAAAGCUAUUUCAUCAACUGUAAUUGAAGUAUUUUGCAAAACUGAAGAUAAUGCCACCGAUAAUAUGGCUUCUGCAUCAGUUUGUUACCCAGGAAAUCAUAUCGUUAACAAUGGAGACGUUUGGAGACCGUGGUAGUGUAAUUGAUAAAUGUAUAUUCUCUUCAAGUAUACAGUUCAAAAUUGGUGCUUUCAUACAAACUUGGUGCAGCAUUUAGUGCAGUAAAUAAUUCUGUUUUUGUUAUGUUUAUUAAAAAUUUGCGAUAUC